This is a messenger RNA of Pecten maximus, 8363 nucleotides long. RefSeq lists its product as uncharacterized. The coding region runs from base 134 to 1015 and encodes 293 amino acids. The transcript is spliced from 2 exons. NCBI's taxonomy places the organism in Eukaryota, Metazoa, Mollusca, Bivalvia, Pectinida, Pectinidae. The record is from RefSeq and is a predicted model, not a curated record.
CUUAUGGUAAAACCAUAAUGGCGACUGCUGAUGUUCGGGAUGCAAACCAGUCAUACGUGGAUACGUAGUUUCCUGGACGCUGUCGAGGAUGGUCAUAUGACCCGACUGUAAUUCUGAAGGCCGUGUCAAGGUCAUGUCCCAGAGAGCAAAACGAAAGACUGCCAUGAUGACUGCUGAGGUUGUGCCCGGUCCUUCUACGACCGCGCUUGAACGCACUGUAAAGGAAGCUGUGAACAUUGAAAUAUCUCCGGAAAAGAAAGCCAAAGUUUCAUCCGAGGAAUCUAGUUCUUCUGGUGAAGAAAAAAGUCCAGAAGAAAUUCAGCUUUAUAUGGAGGAAACUUUUGACAUUCGAAGGACAUUUAUUACCAUGGAAAUGCCAACAGUGGCAACGUUAAAAGAGACUUAUCCCCAACUGUUUCAGGGGCGACAAAUGUUAGCCGAGUUCCAGCGUGUUACCAAUAUAGAUAUAGACCAUACCAUACAGGAAUACUGUGUCAAGUAUGCUAACGCAAUAAUAGAUAUCGCCAAGCACGUGUCUGGUUCCAACCCGAUUCUCCGCCAGGCGGACACCAUCAAACAACAGAAUGCAGCAUUAAAACAGUACUGGGAUAUGGUAACAGCAUUGUGUCUGGUCCCGCUUCUUCUCAAGGAGAACCUUGUAGAAAUGGUGCGCGAGAUUGGGGAAGAGGACAGUGUGGAUCCCAAAGGGAAAAUUGUCCCCAUACUUGUGUCCAAGGGUCCCCUGUUUCACAGUGAUGAGUUUGUACUGGUUGUUGAAGAAGAGAUCGUUCAAGAGUUUGAGGAAUUUACUAUAGCGUUUGCUACACUGUUUGCCUCAUACUGGGUUUUUAACAUGCAAUAUCCAAAGACACUCCACAACACUUACAAUUUCAUGCAAAAAUCUGUCCUACAACUGAGGGAUGGCUCUCCUCUCCCCCCUCCAUGUAAACAGUUGGUCCAGCGCCUACAGAAAGCCGGGGUUCCUGGACAACACAAAGGGAAAAACACAAGAUAAGCAUUACAAAAACAUAUUUCAUAUCAUCGAUCUCACUCGAACCAAUAAUACUACAAAGCAUAUCCUUUUACAUUGUACCGCACACAACGUCACCGAAGCACAUGACCCACUACGAUAUCGCCUCACAGAGCGACAAGUUAUACCACAACCAUAGUUCCUAUCAUUUACCUGUCAUACGACUUACUCGAGCUACAACGCUGACAUAUUCAGAUCAAAUAUAUAGCACAGACUUUACUGAAUUGUACCCAAACACAGCAAUAAGUCAACAAUUUCAGUGGACAUAUUAAUGGCCUUUCAGGCAUGCAUGCUAUUUACAGAACACGUCAUGCCACGAAUUUCUUUAUAUAUCGGAUACUAGGACCAAACCAAUUUUAUACUCGUAUGGUUUUAGUAAUUGCUAGUUAAAUGAAUGAUUUGAUGUUGUGAUACAUCGACAUCUCAUUCAGCCUCGGUAUCAAGUUUUUUACUGAUGGGGUCAUGGGUAAAUUACUACUCCAGCCAUUUUGUCUCAGCAUCAUAUUUAUAGUAUUGAAAGAGUUAAAAAGUAAAAGUGACCACUCUGUCUCGGAAUCAUAACUUAUGUGUCUUGGUCAGAUAUGUACAUGUACCUUGAUUGGAUAAUGGGUUAAACUAUCGGCUAGUUACUCGGUCAAAAUACCAAUCUUACAUUGGUCUUUCACAGGUAAUAUGUAGUUAUUGCACAAACUGUGAUAUGGUCAUUGUUUUUCUUUUGGCAGAAUUAUUGAUACCAAAACAAAUAGUAUGGCAUUUAUUCUUCCUUCGGUAAGACAUAGGUAGGUAGCAUUCACUAGAUCUUCCAUUAUUAAAUCAUAAACAUGUGCAGUUCAGUAAAUGGUCUCAGCAAUUAAACAAUGUGUGGUGCUGUAACAUCACAAGCUAUAGUGUUAAUAAUUGAUAAUGAUGUUUUUGUUUAUCCUGUUUAAUGUUUAAAAUUAAGCAUCAGCAAGCAGUAAAGGCUGUAUAAUACUGUUAAAACAAUUUUGCUCUCCUUCCCAUUCAGUUAUCAAGGAUCCAUUGACUUAAACUUUUAGUAAAUUUGAUCGCUUGAAAUCUUUUGAUAUACUGUGGAAUUGCAUUUCCAAAAAAAUGUCAGUUUAUAUUUUUGAAGGGAAAAUGGGAAGGCAUUGGCAGGGAACAGAGAAUGAAGUUGGGAUUAUCCUUAUCUAGCUAGGUAACCGAGAGGAAAUUGCAUUUUGGUGAAAGGAAACAAGAAGGCAAUAGUAAAUAUUUACAUUGUGGAUAUUAGAAUACAAAUAAACGAAGGUCAUCAAGAGUAAAAUAUUAAAAUGGGAGAGGAGAGGGUUAAAAACUAAAAUGAAAGGGAAAUGUGGGCGAUGGGAGAGGAGAGGGGAAAACACGCAACGGGAAGGGAAAUUUAAACAAUGGGAGAGGAGAGAGGGAACACGCAACGGGAAGGAAAAUAUUGGGAGAGAAAUGGCGAAUAAUAAGAGGGGGCAGUAAGCAGGGUGAGAACAAUGCAAACUAGGGAAGGAAGUUUUUUUAAAACACAUUGGACUCACAAUUGAUGGGGAAAUGCAUAAUAAAAGAGGUAAUUACAUGAUGAGACGGGGUACCAAACAAGGAGGUUUAAGCAACGAAGAGGGGGAAUUCCAAGUAAGAUUGAAUGAAAAUAUAAAGAAGAGUGAGUAAAAACGAUGGAAAACAAAUGAGAGGGAAAUGGUGGACAAGAGUGAGAGAGUAAGGGGAAUAACAAAAAUGGAGAAGAAGAAUAGUAACAAAUGGGCUGUGGAGGGUAGGGAGGAAAUGCCAAACGAACACAUGGGCUGGGAUAGGAGACAAUGAAAAGACACAAACACAUGGGAUGGGAAAGUAGGGAGGAAAUACCAAACGAACACAGGGGCUGGGAAAGGAGAGAGUGACGAACACAUGGGCUGGGAUAGGACAGAGUGACGAACACGUGGGCUGGGAUAGGACAGAGUGACGAACACGUGGGCUGGAAUAGGACAGAGUGACGAACACGUGGGCUGGGAUCGGACAGAGUGACGAACACGUGGGCUGGGAUAGGACAGAGUGCCGAACACGUGGGCUGGGAUAGGACAGAGUGACGAACACGUGGGCUGGGAUAGGACAGAGUGACGAACACGUGGGCUGGGAUAGGACAGAGUGACGAACACGUGAGCAGGGAUAGGACAGAGUGACGAACACGUGGGCUGGGAUAGGACAGAGUGACGAACACGUGGGCUGGGAUAGGACAGAGGGGCGAACACGUGGGCUGGAAUAGGACAGAGGGCGAACACGUGGGCUGGGAUAGGACAGAGUGCCGAACACGUGGGCUGAGAUAGGACAGAGUGACGAACACGUGGGCUGGGAUAGGACAGAGUGACGAACUCGUGGGCUUGGAUAGGACAGAGGGGCGAACACGUGGCCUGGGAUAGGACAGAGGGGCGAACACGUGGGCUGGGAUAGGACAGAGUGCCGAACACGUGGGCUGAGAUAGGACAGAGUGACGAAAACAUGGGCUGGGAUAGGACAGAGUGCCGAACACGUGGGCUGGGAUAGGACAGAGUGACGAACACGUGGGCUGGGAUAGGAUAGAGUGACGAACACGUGGGCUGGGAUAGGACAGAGUGACGAACACGUGGGCUGGGAUAGGACAGAGUGACGAACACGUGGGCUGGGAUAGGACAGAGGGACGAACACGUGGGCUGGGAUAGGACAGAGGGGCGAACACGUGGGCUGGGAUAGGACAGAGUGACGAACACGUGGGCUGGCAUAGGACAGAGUGGCGAACACGUGGGCUGGGAUAGGACAGAGUGGCGAACACGUGGGCUGGGAUAGGACAGAGUGACGAACACAGUGGGCUGGGAUAGGACAGAGUGACGAACACGUGGGCUGGGAUAGGACAGAGUGAAAUGACAGAUGAACACAUGGGAUGGAGAAGAAGUGAGAGAAUGCCAAACAAUCACAUUCUGGGAAGGGAAAGAAAGAGUGGGCUGAUUCCAAUAAGAGACGGCCGGGGCCCUAAAACGAUGAACACAUUACACAUGGGAAAUGGAUUGUAUUCACUUUGUGUCAGUAACCAAGGAGGAGAUUAAACGGGAUAUAAAAGACAAAGAAACAGUGACAACUGAAUAAGACGGAGAGUGAGUUUAACAAGUGAAAUGUAGUGUGUUAUGAUUUAGAUAUGUUUGUUACUUUUAUUUGAUUUCAUUUUUUUUCAAAAACUUUGAAAAUGAACAGUACCAAUUUAGAAUUUUUUUUUUAUCUGUGUUCGAAUUUUCGAAUUUACAAUGUUUAAUCUUGUUUUCAUCAUAUUAGAUAUAAUUGUUAUAUCAUGUUUUCAUAUAUACAUUAGUGUGUAUACAAUUGUUUUUCUUUACAGUUUUUAUGCAAAAUAAUUUUGUUUUAACACGUUUCAAAGAUUUUUUUUCAGUUAUUGGAAUUCAGCUGAAUGUUUAUGUUUGUUUUUUUUAUGACACUUUUAUGUCAGGCUGGUUGUUCAGCCAAGUAGACGUCAAAAUUCCUUGAACCAGCAUUAAGUAUUGUCUGAUUUUUUCCCAUUCAUAUUAAAUGUUUGUUGUAUUGUGUCAUCAGGGUUGCACAAUUAUACAGUAUACGAAGUGUACUGGGAAACCCUUUCAUGUUGUUAUAUUAGUAGUUAGUUCAAACUUAUAGAAUAUAUUGAGGUUACAUUCAUCUGUUAAACACCUUCGGUAUAUACGAGAUUUGUGGUGUAUAAUUAACCUAAACCAUAAGUAUGGGUGAUAAUGAAGUUAACAAAUUGGUAUCAGAAGUUUCAGAGAGCAUGAUCCCAGAUAACGGUACCAAGACAUCGUGGAAGUAUACUAUUACAGGUUUAACAGAGCUGAACGAAUACAUCGUCAGUGCUUUCAUUUUAAUCCAUUUCAUCUUUUUUUCACAAAAUUGACAGACACCUUGCAACUUUUAUUAGCAUAUUUUGUAAAGUAAAACCAAAUACAGUAAUUAAGGUGCCAUUCCAUGAAUAGAAAGUAGGAACAUAUAUUUGUAGGUCAGUUCAUUCCCUUGUGUAAGGCUACCAGAGAGAAGUGGCAAUUAUCAUAUGAUAGAUACACUGUAUACACAAUGAUAUCAUACACUUACCAAAAUGAUUGUUCUAGCAAAUAAAACACAAUGACGCACUUGUCGGUAACGAACAAUUGAUACACCUGUUUUUUUUGAAUCUAAAUUUAACCAUUGAAUUGUCUAAAGUGACCUGUAUAGUCGAUAUGAAUCAAAGAUUUCCAAGACCGUUUAUAUAUUACGCUAGCAUGCAAUAUGAUGUUUGAUUACAAAACUAUACAAUUUACGUAGAUUAUAUGUAAUAUCUACAAUACUUCAAUUAUUUAUUUAAUCACUGACAGAAUAUGUCUUGUUACACAGGAUAUAUAUCUGUAUGUGACGUCAUGGUUGUGCCAUAGUAGCUAUACAAUCAUUUUAUAUACCAGUAAUUCCAACCUUUGAACGAGUGCAGUGUUGCUAUGAACAUUAAUUGGUCUUUAUCAUUGUGUUCCGGUGAAAGUAUUUGCAAUUACAAAAUCCCUAUUUAUUGUACCUCUCCAGUGUCUCCAUAUUAUUGUAUCAAUUGUGUAUUAUACCAGUAUUGUCCACUUGCAAUGAGGCAUAUAAAUCAUGUGGAACAAAAUAAUGACUCACCAUAAACCAUUUCAAUUUUAUUCAUAUGCUAUGGGGACACUUAUUUGACAUAAAAAUCCACAUACAUGCUUGAAAUAUACCAAUGUAAUACUACUGUCAAUGUACAUAUAUGUAGAGAGUUGUAGCCGAUUGUUAAAAUCACAUUUCUGCUCGAAGCAUAUUUUACAUUGAUGCAAAAGCAAGAGAACCUUAACACAGUGUGCGUUUUCAGGGUUAUGUGUAUAUUCCGCGGAAAUAUGAGCCGCAAGCAGCAAGUCAAAUGCAUUUUCUCCACGCGGAAAUUCGUAUGUUAGAAAUGAACACUUUAGACCACCGCUUCAGAAAAUGACAUUGUGGUAUUGUUACAUCAUAUCUUUAAGACACAAACACCGCUGGUAUAUAUUCCUGUCUAGUUCAUUUACACCCAGUUACUCUACAGAUUGUGAAAUAUCAUAUUAGAAUACUUGUAAAUAUUGGAGUGUUUCUUUAAAUAUUUUACUAUUGUAGAUUUUAGGUAGAUUAGUUCAUCAUACAUGUCAGUAUGAUAGGUGAUGGUUAGUGUGAGUGUUCUGACACACUGACACUAGGCAGUGUGGGUCUGCUUGACAUCAUAUCUUUUAAGAGUCAUUUUUUUCACUUUUUGCUGUACAAAGAAUACGUAGAUUUACUGUUUAGCGUUUAUAUAACGAACAUGCAUAUAUUUAUUUCUACUUCGAAAAGUGUAUGCAGGACAGAAUACGUAUGUAUCCCGUUACGCUAAUAUUAUAUUAACUGAACAACCAUCAUAUAUAUUUUGAUAAAUUAUUCUUGAAAAUUCCUCCCUGCAUAAAAGCUAUGUUCAUUUGGUAAAGAAAGUAGUCGUUCAUCUCCUUCACUAGUAGAUGCUUUCCUCUAUGUUAAGAUGUGUCAUCAUUAGGGCUUUUUUUCUCAGUUGUAUAUUUCGGUGAAUUAUCUCCCCAUCUUCAAUAUUCCAUAGCACUUCGUAGAUACACUGUAAUUUUAGUAGAUAAUUUCCCCACCGUAACAAUUAGUGUCGUUCUAUUGUUUCCUCUCCUUAACAGUAUUUAUCUACAUGAUAAUAGCUGUAAUUCUCGUAUUCCAAUUCAACAAUAGUAGUUGCGAGUCUAUUAUUUCCUCUCUAUAAUAAUAGUUGUCAGUCUAUUAUUUUUCCUCUCCAUCGCAAUAGUUGUCAAUCUAUUAUUUCUCUCAAUAAUAAUAGUUUUCAGUCUAUUAUUUUUCUUCCCAAUGAUAAUAGUUGUCAAUCUAUUAUUUCCUCUUCAUGAUAAUAGUUGUCAGUCUAUUAUUUCCUCUUCAUAACAGUUGUCAGUCUAUCAUUUUCUCUCCAUAAUAAUAGUUGUCAGUCUAUAAUUUUUCCUCUCCGUCAAAAUAGUUGUCAAUCUAUUAUUUCCUCUUCGUAACAGUUGUCAGUCUAUUAGUUUUCCUCUCCAUCACAAUAGUUGGCAGACUAUUAUUUUUUCUCUCCAUAAUAAUAGUUGUCAGUCUAUUAUGUUCUCUUCUAUAAUAAUAAUUGUCAGUCUUUUUUUUUUCACUCCAUAAUAAUAGUUGUCAGUCUUGUAUUUCCUCUUCAUGAUAAUAGUUGUCAGUAUUAUAUUUCUUCUUCAUGAUAAUAGUUGUCAGUCUUUUAUUUCUUCUUCAUGAUAAUAGUUGUCAGUUUAUUAUUUUUUCCCUCUAUCACAAUAGUUGUCAAACUAUUAUUUCCUCUUCAUAACAGUUAUCAGUCUAUUAUUUUUCCUCUCCAUCACAAUAGUUGUCAGUCUAUUAUUUCCUGUUCAUAACAGUUGUCAGUCUAUUAUUUUUCUCUCCAUAAUAAGUUAUCAGUCUAUUAUUUUUCCUCUCCAUCACAGUAGUUGUCAGUCUAUUAUUUUCUCUCUCCAUAAUAAUAGUUGUCAGUCUAUUAUUUCCUCGCCAUAAUAAUAGUUGUCAGUCUAUUAUUUCUCUCUCCAUUAUAUUAGUUGUCAGUCUAUUAUUUCCUCUUCAUGAUAAUAGUUGUCAGUCUAUUAAUUUUUCUCUCCAUUAUAUUAGUUGUCAGUCUAUUAUUUCCUCUUCAUGAUAAUAGUUGUAAGUCUAUUAUUUCCUUUUCAUGAUAAUAGUUGACACACCACUAUUUUCUCUCCUUUAUAAAAAGUUGUCAGUCUAUUAUUUCCUGUUUCGUGAUCAAAGAUGUCUAUCCUUUUAUGCAGUAGUAGAUCAUUUUCUGAAAAUCAGUAAAAGUUGCCAAUUCCUUUCCUUCCGGGCAAUAUCAGCAGUCAAUAUAAUUUAUCCGUUCCGUGGAUGGUAGAUAUCCUUCUCACUGUCAGUAAUUGUCAGCAGGUUAUGUCACAACAUAACACUUAAUACCAAGGAAGAAACAAUCUUAUUUAAACACCAAAAAAGUAUUCGUCAGAAUUCCAAAGAUCCAGAAAUCAAAUAAGCCAAUAUUUAUUUGGUUUCUUUGCCGUGUUGUUAUAAAAUGACUGGUGUAUAUGUAUGUUUAUUAUGCUAUAUUGUUAAUGCUUAUUUGUUAGGCGUGUAUUUUGCUGGAGCUUUUACAUUAUUGUUGGUGCUACCAAAUGGCAUUUCUUGUAUAAAGACAAGUCCCUGUGUAUAUGUUGCAGUAUUAGAAGUUAAUGGUUUAUACAUUUGUUGUAUGUUAUUGUGUUGUCUUCUUGCUUACGUAUAUCACAAAUGUACAUUAAAAUGGUGUACUGCCGAA